This is a messenger RNA of Aspergillus piperis CBS 112811, 3096 nucleotides long. RefSeq lists its product as uncharacterized. Bases 170 to 2596 code for a protein of 808 amino acids. Gene Ontology annotation, biological process: amino acid transmembrane transport. The record is from RefSeq and is a predicted model, not a curated record. The transcript is spliced from 8 exons. NCBI's taxonomy places the organism in Eukaryota, Fungi, Ascomycota, Eurotiomycetes, Eurotiales, Aspergillaceae. Gene Ontology annotation, molecular function: L-tyrosine transmembrane transporter activity; L-histidine transmembrane transporter activity; L-arginine transmembrane transporter activity. Gene Ontology annotation, cellular component: fungal-type vacuole membrane.
UCGUCCUCGGUCUAGUGAUACAGCGACAUGCCCAUGGGGUAGGCCUGGGUCCCGUAUCGAACCCCUCCGGAACAGCCAUAAAGUAGCACAGGGCCACUCGGCAGAAAGCCACCUAACCACCAAACCACACUCCCCAUUGCAGCUUCCUGGGUCUCAAUCCCACUUUAGAAUGUCCUUCGCCGUUCAAGGCCGAGCUGCUAUCGUGACGGGGGCAGGUUCAGGAAUUAACCUGUCCUUCGCCAAACUUCUCCUCGAGCAUGGAUGCAAUGUCCUGUUCGCCGAUCUAGCCCUACGUCCAGAGGCAAAGACGCUAGUGGAUCAAUACUCAGCGAAGGGCAAGACGCCACGAGCCGUCUUCCAGCGGACCGACGUGACCGAUUGGCAACAGCUCGAGCACAUGUUCGAGGUAGCAGAGCAGGAAUUUGGGGAGCUCGAUAUUGUGUGUCCUGGCGCAGGCAUCUUUGAACCGCACUGGACCAACUUCUGGCGUCCUCCGGGAACCCCUGAAAGCCGUGACCCGCGGUAUGGAGGCCGCUAUGCCCUCCUCGAUAUCAAUCUCACGCAUCCGAUUCGUACGACACAGCUAGCCAUUGCCCAUUUUCUACGCCAUGGGAACAAGCAGCGACGCAAGCACAUCGUCCACAUCUCCAGUAUUGCCGGCCAGAACCCCAACUUCAUCGCCCCGAUCUAUGUUGCCACGAAACACGGCAUCAAUGGUUUGGUACGGUCGUUGGCUGGCCUGGACCAGGAGUGCGGAAUCCGUAUCACAGCUGUUGCGCCGGGAGUUAUCAAGACGCCGUUGUGGACGGACCAUCCUGAAAAGCUCAAGGUAGUGAAUGAAGGGGCGGAUGCAUGGGUAACUCCAGAAGAAGUAGCACAGGUCAUGCUGGCGCUUAUCCAACAGGACAAGGUGAGCGGUAUCAUUGGGGAUCAGAGUGGUCGUGGUCCCCAGUACCCAGUCAGUGGUGGAACUAUCCUGGAGGUCUCCAAGACAGUUCGGGCAGUAGAGCCUUUCAAUGAUGCUGGGCCUGGAGAUCGUCCAGGAAAUACGGUCUCCGAUAACAGUGCAGUGAUUAAUGAGACACUUGCUCCAGUCCCGCUUCCAGUCCCGCUUCCCAUCUUAGUACCCAUCGGUCGCAGACACGGCGGCAAAGGGAAACGAAGCAUCGGACAUCAUGGCGAUGCCAGCUGGGUCAGCUGUGUGAUCAACUUGGUCAACACAAUUAUCGGUGCCGGUGUUAUGGCCAUGCCGCUAGCCAUCUCUCACAUGGGAAUCGUCCUCGGUGUCUUUGUGAUUCUAUGGUCAGGAAUGACCGCAGGUUUCGGUCUAUAUCUCCAGUCUUUAUGUGCCCGAUAUCUCGAACGAGGCACUGCAUCCUUCUUCGCCUUAUCCCAGAUCACCUAUCCUAAUAUCGCUGUCAUCUUCGAUGCCGCCAUUGCGGUCAAAUGCUUCGGAGUCGGUAUCAGCUACCUCAUCAUCAUUGGCGAUCUGAUGCCGGGCGUGGUUCAAGGAUUCGUUGGAGGUGCUCCCGACUAUGACUUUUUGGUGGACCGGCAUUUCUGGGUAACGGCCUUCAUGCUCAUCGUUAUCCCUCUCUCAUACCUCCGUCGCUUGGAUUCGCUCAAAUACACAAGUAUUGCAGCUCUGGUCUCGAUGGCCUAUUUGGUGGUAUUGGUCGUAUACCACUUUGUGAAAGGGGACACCAUGGAGGACCGUGGUCCGGUUCGAGUGAUUCACUGGGCAGGCCCUGUGCCUACCCUCAGCAGUCUGCCUGUCAUUGUUUUCGCGUUUACAUGCCAUCAGAACAUGUUCUCAAUUUUGAACGAGAUCGGCAACAACAGCCAUUUCCGAACCACCGGUGUUGUCCUGGCCAGUAUCGGUAGUUCUGCCGCCACAUACAUUCUUGUCGCUAUCACUGGGUACCUCUCCUUUGGAAACAGUGUCGGCGGAAAUAUCGUGAGCAUGUACCCACCGGGUCUUUGGGCUACGAUUGGCCGCGCUGCUAUCGUCAUGCUUGUCAUGUUCUCGUAUCCUCUUCAGUGCCACCCGUGCCGGGCCUCCGUUGACGCAGUGCUGCGCUGGAGGCCCAAGUCCUCGUCCAAUAGCGACACCGCCCCUCAUCGGAACCCUCUCCUGGGCCAGAGGGGCGGCCGAACUGCGGAGCCGAUGAGUGACCUCCGAUUCUCGAUCAUUACGACUACCAUCCUUGUACUGAGCUACAUUGUGGCCAUGACUGUGUCUUCUUUGGAAGCUGUUCUUGCCUAUGUCGGCAGCACAGGAAGCACCAGCAUUAGUUUUAUCCUCCCGGGAUUAUUCUACUACAAGAUCUCCUCUCCCGACUCGCCCCACCACCAGCGUCUGAUGAAAGAAGACGACGAAGCAGCGGAAGGUAUGCUGUCCGACGAUAGCAACGACGAAGAUGGAGAAGAGAGCGUGCAGGCACGCCCCCUAACCGACAGCGGCAUCCUCCGCCGAGGAAAACGCCACUGGCGCCGAACCCUACUACGAAAGUUGAGUUUGGCACUCGUAGUAUACGGAGUGGUGGUUAUGGUCGUAUGCCUGAUCACGAACUCUGUUUUCAUUGCUUCUCACUAGACGGGUUUUGGUUUGGUUUUGGAUGCGGGGAAGGUGAAAAAAGAUCUGGAUGCGUUCCAUUUCCGUCCAUUAGCUUUUUGGCCCUCGUGUGAGGUGACCUUUUCCGCUUUCCUACUAAAUUUAGACACUCCCUACCAAUCUUCUUUUCUUAGGUUUAUUUCUUUGUUUCUUGCAUCUAUUGGUUUCCUUUCGGGUUUGCGAUCUAGAUCUGGGCUCUUUUCGUCCUACGGUUACAAUGUUGGGGUUUCUGCACGCUAUACCAUUGCACCGGCGUUGGGGUUCGUGUUUGGUCCGGUUUAGAUCAACAUCCUAAACCUUGGAAUAUAUCUUUUCAAUCUAAUUGAUGCCUUUACUUUCUUACCAAUCCAUCUCUCUUACUUUUGGCCUGAUCUUGUCGGCUGGUCUUGGUUCUGUUAAGUUACUACGUCCUAUGAACCUGGUUUCUUGCUUUCCAUAGACAGAUACUCCGGUUCAAAUGAAUACAGAACUUAUUGAAGUCG